This is a messenger RNA of Lactuca saligna, 345 nucleotides long. Lineage: Eukaryota; Viridiplantae; Streptophyta; Magnoliopsida; Asterales; Asteraceae. The record is from the annotation of a GenBank genome assembly.
AUGCAAGUUCUUUUGGCUAGCACUAAAGAAGUCAAGGAUAAGAAUGAUGGUUUUGAAACUGUGGUGAAGAAAAACAAAGGUAAUAAGUCGAAAGUCAGCUCUAAUUCAGUUGUAGGGGAGAGGAAAAAAUUUGUGAUCCAGGGGCAGUAUGGAAAUAAUUCGAAAAAUGAAAGAUUAGGGGCUGAGGCUGGUAAUCACAUACAGGGGCAAAAUGUGAAUAAUCCAAAAAAUAAAAAUUCUGGAGUGUUUUCUGGAAAUAGCGUUCAGGGGUAUUAUGGAAAUAACUCUAUUUUGUCGGAAAAAAGAUAUGUUCAAGGAGGGAAAGCUAGUAGCAAAAAUGAGUAG